This is a messenger RNA of Thlaspi arvense, 687 nucleotides long. The record is from the annotation of a GenBank genome assembly. Lineage: Eukaryota; Viridiplantae; Streptophyta; Magnoliopsida; Brassicales; Brassicaceae.
AUGAUUCUGCAGGUGCUUUGCAAAUCUUAUCCAUCAGAGUUCAUAUCAUACUUCCAUUAUUGUCGGUCAUUGAGAUUUGAGGACAAACCAGAUUAUUCAUACCUUAAGAGGCUCUUCCGUGACCUGUUUAUUCGAGAAGGUUAUCAGUUUGACUACGUGUUUGACUGGACAAUUUUGAAGUAUCCACAGAUUGGUAGCAGUUCUAGAUCACGGGCAGCCGGGAAGUCAGGUUUGAACCCUGGACCUUCUGCAGAAAGAACUGAAAGGACUCAGGUAAGGCAAGAAAUCCGAGAUAAAUUCUCAGGUGCAGUUGAGGGAUUUGCUAGAAGAAGUGGUUCUGGUUCUGGUCUGCGAGGUGAACACUCCAGAUACAGAUCUUCAGAGGAUGUGCCAUCAUCAAAAGAUGUGCAAGCUGACUCAGAGAGAGGCCGCACUUCUAGGAAUGGGAGUACUUCAAAAAGGAUGGUCAUGCCAAGCAGCAGGCCAAGCUCAUCUGGAGAGGCGGGUGAGAAUCGGCUUGCUCGUUUGGGUUCGAGCAGUGGUAGGAUUUCUACCACGCAAAGGACCCAACCUGGAUUUGAGUCUAAAUCAUCGUCUUUCACCCGAGCUGGAGCUAUGAGAGCCAGCCGCGAUGAUCCUCUACGUAGCUUUGAACUGCUGACAAUAGGGUCGGGAAAGAGGAAAUAA